Messenger RNA from Macrosiphum euphorbiae (potato aphid), 2622 nucleotides. The record is from the annotation of a GenBank genome assembly. NCBI's taxonomy places the organism in Eukaryota, Metazoa, Arthropoda, Insecta, Hemiptera, Aphididae.
AUGGCAGAACAUGAAAAAAUUAAAAACAAAAGUGGUCCGUGGAUUGAUCAGAUUCAAUCGUUCAAUGAAUUAUACCAUGAAGAAGUUAACAAAAUAGAAGUGAACCCAGGAAUAAAACUGGGAUGGGUCAAAGGCGUGUUGAUUCCAUGUCUACUCAGCAUCAAGGGCGUGUUGAUUUUCUGGCGGCUGCCAUGGAUUAUAGCACAAGCUGGAAUUUUUCAUUUAAUCAUUUUUAUUUGUAUUGCACUGUUUAUUAUUUUAAUCACCGCCUUUUCAAUGUCUGCGAUCAGCACAAAUGGAAAAUUAACAGGAGGUGGUCUUUAUUUCAUUAUUUCCCGAUCAAUUGGUCCGGAAAUUGGAGCGUCAAUUGGUAUACUAUUAGCAUAUGCUAACAUAAUUUCUGCAUCAAUGAACACAAUUGGAUUUAUUUUAUCUUUAAGAUCAUUACUAAGAUUACACGGUUUAGAUAUAAUAGAUAAACAUUACAAAGAGUUUGGAGUAGUAUUUAUAAUAAUUAUCAGUAUACUUUGUUGUAUUAGCAUGGAUAAAGAAGAAGAAAUACAACAUGCUCUUCUGAUAGCCAUAAUUGUCGGUAUUUUUAACAUAAUUAUUAGCUCAAUUAACGGCCCACAAACUACUUUAGCAAAGGCAUCAGGAUUCACUGGAUUUAACAUGAAAACUUUCGAACAAAACUGGCAUUCAGACUAUAGGAUUAUAGACAACGUUCACCAUUCUUGUUUUACAAUUUUCGCAGUUUUCUUUUCAUCUGUAACUGGUAUUAUACACGCUGGAGUAAAACUAUCUGGGAAUUUGAAAGAUUCUACUUCUGCAAUACCAAAAGGAACAAUAUUAUCAAUUUUCAUUACUAUAACUAUGUAUAUUGUAUUAAUAGUAGCACUUGGAUCGGUUCAAUUAAGAGAAGCGAGCGGCAAUGAAACCGAAUUUCAAAAUGGAUCUUAUUUAGAUUGUUCGUUUAAAAAUUGCACUGAAGGAUUGUAUAAAGACGCAAAUAUGAUGCAGUCGAUUUCGUUGUGGCCGAUUACUAUAUAUUUCGGUUGUUUUGGAACUACUAUUAGUAGUGCUUUAACCUCAUUAAUGUCCGCUCCAAAGUUGUUACAAAGACUGGGACAAGAUGAUGUUAAUCCGAUUUUUAAAUUUUUAUCAAAAGGCUAUGGGAAAAGGAAAGAACCGUAUCGUGCAAAAGUUUUUGUCAUGAUUGUGUCAUCAAUGUUAAUUUUUAGAGGUGACUUCGAUGAAAUUGCCUCAUUGAUGUCAGCCGUUUAUUUAUCUGCAUACGCCAUGUUAAAUUUAUGUACAUUUCAUGUUGCAUAUUAUAAGCCUUUGGGUUGGAGGCCAACAUACAAGUUUUAUAACAAAUGGUUAAGCCUUGCCGUAGGUAUUAUCUGCAUUUUAAUAAUGAUAUCAUUUAAUGAAAAAAUGUCAGUAAUUGUUGGUUGUACUCUAUGUGUUUUGUACAUACUUGCUGGUAGAAAAAAUGAAGUGAAAAAUUGGGGAUCUUCUAAGCAAGCACAUCAAAUAAAAACCCUUAUAAGAAACGUGUACAAUGCCAAUACAAUUCAAUACCAUAUCAAGAACUAUUUACCAAAUAUAAUUGUGUUUACUGGAAAUCCUGAGUCAAGAAAAAAAUUAGUUUCUUUAGCUCAUUCGAUUACUAAGAAUAAUGGUGUACAAAUGUGUGUCAAUAUUAAAAAGACAUCGAUUACACUAAAGCAAAAGAAAAUAUACCUUGCCAGAGGAAUUCAAUGGUUAAGAAAAUCUGGAAUCAAAUCCCUAUAUGUUGUCAUUGAUAACAUAGAAUUGGAUUUAGCAACUCAUAUGAUAUAUAACUGUGGACAUGGGCAACUGAGACCAAAUAUAGCAAUGGUUGGAUACAAGUCUAAUUGGUUAAAUUGCCCUUAUCAAGAUCUUCAGACUUAUUUAAAUAUUUUCAAUGUGGCAAAUAUGAAUGACAUGUCGACAAUCAUGGUUCGUGUGUCAUCAACCGAGAAUUAUGAUGAUCGGAAUAAAUUAAUUCAAGAUUUUAAGAUGGGUGAUUGCUUUUUAAAAAUAAAGAACGAGGCAUUUUCAUUCGAGAAGAUGAAACGAAAUGGGACAGUAGAUGUGUGGUGGUUGUACAACGACGGAGGUUUAUCGUUAAUCAUUGCAUAUAUAUUGAAACAUAGCAAUACGUGGAAAAAUUGUAAAUUUCGAAUUUUUGGAGUGACAAACAGAGUUGAUUGUUUGUCUGAAGAAAAACACAAAUUAAAACAAUUGUUAGCACUGUAUCGAAUUGAUUUCGACUACUUGGAUAUCAUUUUAGCAAACACCACUGGUAAUACAACAAUGACAUAUUUCAAUUCUUUAUUGGAACGCGUUUCUUCCAAAGAGAAUCAAUUUGAUGAUUACAGUUUACAAACAGAAUAUAUUGCUGAAACGUUGUUUUUAAGAGAUUUAAUUGAAAUGCAUUCGUUUAAUUCUGAUCUUAUCGUCUUAACGACUCCAAAAAAUAACGAGGAAAUCAAUAUAUUAUUCAUGUGUUGGAUAGAAACGAUUUCUAGAGAGUUACCGCCGUGUAUUAUAAUCAAUGGGAGUACAGAGCCAGUUCUUACUGUCAAUGCUUAA